Triticum aestivum (bread wheat) is the source of this 1500-nucleotide messenger RNA. RefSeq names its product serine carboxypeptidase 1. The coding region runs from base 1 to 1500 and encodes 499 amino acids. Gene Ontology annotation, biological process: proteolysis. Gene Ontology annotation, cellular component: vacuole. The record is from RefSeq and is a predicted model, not a curated record. The transcript is spliced from 6 exons. Lineage: Eukaryota; Viridiplantae; Streptophyta; Magnoliopsida; Poales; Poaceae. Gene Ontology annotation, molecular function: serine-type carboxypeptidase activity.
AUGGGGACUAUUACUACUGCUGGAUUCCACUUUUUAUUUCUCAUUCCCACAAUUGCAUUGCACGCCCAUGCAUCAUCUCAGGAGGCCCAUCUCACAGAAUUCCUCUUAUCUAGAAAAUCCAGAAGCAGCAGCGGCAACACAAUUAGUCAUCCUACUUUCCAUGGCGGAUCAGUUCCCGUAAUCACCAAUAGCCUCCGAACAGAUGAGUACCCCAGCUCCGACCACCGCACUCUAAAGGCGGCCGACAAGAUCUCGGCGCUGCCAGGGCAGCCGGACGGCGUCGACUUCGGCCAGUACGCCGGGUACAUCACCGUCGACGGCCACAACGGCCGUGCACUCUUCUACUACUUCGUGGAAGCGCCUAGCGACAAGGCGGCGAAGCCACUCCUCCUCUGGCUCAACGGAGGGCCUGGAUGCUCGUCGCUGGGCUUCGGAGCGAUGCGAGAGUUGGGUCCUUUCCGUGUGAACAGAGACAACCAAACCCUCAGUAGGAACAAACAUGCCUGGAACAACGAGGCAAACAUCAUCUUCCUGGAAUCACCCGCCGGCGUGGGAUUCUCCUACUCCAAUACGUCUUCUGAUUACGACAGGAUGGGGGAUCCACUAACAGCCGAGGACACCUACACCUUUCUCGUCAAUUGGCUUGAAAGGUUCCCCGAGUACAAGGCGCGCGCCCUCUACAUCGCCGGGGAGAGCUACGUUGGCCAUUACGUGCCCCAGCUCGCCGCCACCAUCUUAGCCCACAACAACAACACGGGCGUCAUGCUAAAUCUCAAGGGCAUCUUGGUCGGCAACCCGUUGCUGGACGUUGCGAAGAACAAGAGAAGGCGCUACGAGUACCUGUGGAACCACGGGGUGAUCUCCGACGAGGUCUGGGCCGAUAUCUCCAGCCACUGCAGCUUCAACGGCUCCUCCUAUGGUGGUAUGUGCCAUGAAGCUAUUAGUAAAUCCUACUAUACGCAUAGGGACCUCGACAUGUACAACAUAUACUCUCCCACCUGCAUCACCAGCGACAACGGCUCCUGCUACUCUAGCAGCCAAUUACCUGGGUACGAUCCGUGCGGUGAAGUGACUACCUUUGCCUACCUGAAUCGUCCCGCGGUGCAAAGGGCUCUGCACGCCAGAGAAACGAAAUGGCGUGGCUGCAACAGAAUCUUUAUAGGUUUCAAGGACUCGCCGGAUACCAUGGUGCCAACCUUGAAAUGGCUAAUCGACCACGGCCUGCCCAUAUGGCUGUUCAGCGGAGAUUUUGACUCUAUUUGUCCCUUCACCGGCACGAGGUACACGGUUCGCGACCUCAACCUGUCCGUCAUCGAGCCAUGGCGUCCAUGGACGACCGGCCACGAGGUAGGAGGCUAUGUUCAGCAGUACAUGGGAGGGUUCACGUUCGCUACCGUGAGAGGAGCAGGACACACGGUCCCGGCCUUGCAACCCGAGAGAGCGCUCAUACUGCUCCGGUCCUUUCUCAAAGGGAUCCUACCGCCUUACAAGAAGGCGUAG